GUGGAGUGCCGCAGGAGGAUUCAGUUCUUCUCUGUCUCUUCGUCCACCACAGUCAUGAGGAUCCAGGUCCUGGUGGUGGUGAGCCUGGCUACAUGCCUCUUGGGGGCUAAACUACCAUAUUCAGCCUCAUCUGAGGAAGACAGGACCACUCAGGUCUUGAGUCGUACUGUCUCCGUGAAGACCCCUGAGAGGAAAUCCAGUGUUAUCUCGCACUUCCUACCUGCCGAUCACAGAUAUGAAGCUACGGGAUCUGUCAACAUUAACAAAAGCCCUUCAUCGCCUAGAGCUCCCAUCCCUGCCGCUGUUAGUGCACCAGCUGCCCAAGUUCCAGCCGCUCCAGCACGCAAAAGCCCAGCAUCCAUUGCACGCACUGUGAGUGUAAAAACUCCUGAGAGAAAAUCAAGUGUCAUCUCUCACUUCACUCCUGCUGACCACCGUUACGAAGCCACUGGAAGCGUAGUGAUUAACACAGGCUCUUCUGCCCCAGCGAGAUCACUACCUGCACCAGUGUCUGUGCCAGCUGCACCACGUGUUGUUGCUUCUCCUCCACCAGCCCCUGCCGCACCUUCUCCCUCGCCAGCUGCUAAGCUAUCUUUAUCCCGUACUGUUUCUGUCAAGACUCCUGAGAGAAAAUCAAGUGUCAUCUCUCACUUCACACCUGCUGACCACCGUUAUGAAGCCACUGGAUCUGUUGUCAUCAAUCAGUCUUCUGGAUCAUCAAGAAAGACUUCCUCUGCUGCUCGUGUCCAGAAGGUAGCAGCACCCGCUCCUGCUCCAGUUGCUCCAGCACCUGCUCCUGCUGCUCCUGCUCCCGCUCCUGCAAGGGCUGUCUCAUCUGGAGCUUCGGCCUCUAAGCUCGCUCUUACUCGCACCGUCUCUGUUAAGACUCCAGAACGACAAUCCAGUGUCAUCUCUCAUUUCUUACCUGCAGACCACCGCUAUGAAGCCACUGGAUCUGUUGUCAUCAAUCAGUCAUCUGGAUCAUCAAGAAAGACUUCCUCUGCUGCUCGUGUCCAGAAGGUAGCUGCACCUGCCCCUGCUCGAGUUGCCCCAGCACCUGCUCCUGCUCGUGCUGCUCCAGCUCCUGCUCCUGCAAGGGCUGUCUCAUCUGGAGCUUCUGCCUCUAAGCUCUCUCUCACUCGCACUGUAUCUGUCAAAACACCUGAGAGAAAAUCUGGUGUUAUUUCUCAUUUCACACCUGCAGACCACCGUUAUGAAGCCACUGGAUCAGUUGUCAUUAACCAGGCUUCUGGUUCCUCACAGACAGUAAAGACUUCCUCUGCCUCAGCUGCUCGUGCUCAACAGGAAGCAGCAGCUGCUCGUGCUCAGCAGGAAGCAGCAGCUGCUCGUGCUCAGCAGGAAGCAGCAGCUGCUCGUGCUCAGCAGGAAGCAGCAGCUGCUCGUGCUCAGCAGGAAGCAGCAGCUGCUCGUGCUCAACAGGCAGCAGCAGCUGCUCGUGCUCAACAGGCAGCAGCAGCAGCUUCACUGUCUCGCACUGUCUCUGUCAAGACACCUGAAAGAGAAUCUAGUGUCAUCUCUCAUUUCACGCCUGAAGAUCAUCGUUAUGAAGCCACAGGUUCAGUUGUCAUUAACCAGGGUUCUGUAGGAUCCUCACGAAAAACCUCAGGUGCCUCAUUUAGCAGUCAAGGUGCAUCGUCAGGGAGCUCUAGUGCUUCUGGGCAAUCAUCAUCUCGUGGUACACAGUCUUCAAGUUCUAGGAAGCAGGCAUCCUCCGGGACUUCAAGUGGAUCGGUAUCCUCUUCCAGUGGCAGUAGACUAGCAUCCUCUUCUAGUGGAAGUGGACUGGCAUCCUCUUCUAGUGGUAGUGGAUUUUCGUCUUCAGCUAGUGCCAGUGGGUUUGCUUCCCAGUCCUCUUCCAGAUUUGCUUCAUCCUCAGCUUCAUCCUCUUCAGCUGCCUCAUCCUCUGGUUCGUCCUCAGCAGGAUCUCGCUCAUACUCAUACCGACUUGCAGAGCCCUUUCGAGGUGGAAGCUCCUUCUCAUCGGCUGACUUGAUGGAAGAAAUGUUGGCUUUCCGGGCUGAAGCAGCCAAGUCUGGUGUGGCUUACCCUGAGUUUAGAGAUACCGGCGAUGGCAGCGGCUCUGACCCCUACGCCUUCAACGUCCGAGUGGAAGACCACGAGAAUACGAAUUACCAGAGUCGAGAUGAAUGGGUUGGGGAAGACGGCAUAACCCGCGGCUGGUAUACCGUGCUGAUGCCCGAUGCCUUCUUCUAUAACUACUCCUACAUUGCCCACCCCAUUAAAGGUUACCAGGUUACAGUCAGCAAGCAGGAUUCAGGCAUCGACAUGAAGGACGUCGAAGCCGACAUCUUCGCCCCAGCCACCGUCUUCUCGAACCAGGGCAUCACCAGGUUCUCUGACUUCGCCAUCUCCGGUGUAAACAACCAAGACGAUGGACCCAACCUUAACAUGGAGUUCGAUGUGAACUCGGCCGCGCUUUUCGCCCAGUCCAUGGCGGACGCGAUGCAGAAUCCCCGGUCAUCGUCAUCCAGCUCAAGGCCAGUAGAAGUCCACGGGGCACCUGCCCAUAUCAACGGGUUCGCGCUCGUCCGUGACUUCGGCUCUUCGGGGUCCUCCUCCGGUAGCAGGUUCGCUGGCUCAAGCAGUGCCGCAUCUGGGUCCUCUUCCAGCAGCAGGUUUACAGGCUCAAGCGGUGCCUCAUCUGGGUCCUCCUCUGGCAGCAGGUUUACAGGCUCAAGCGGUGCCUCAUCUGGGUCCUCCUCCUCCUCCGGCAGCAGGUUUACUGGCUCAAGCGGUGCCUCAUCUGGGUCCUCCUCCGGCAGCAGGUUUACAGGCUCAAGCGGUGUCUCAUCGGGGUCUUCAAGCCAUAGGUUUGGUUCUUCAAGCUCAUCAUCAGGUGGCUCUUCCUCCUCCUCUGCGAGUGGUAGCUCAUCGUCCUUCUCAGGAAGUCAGUCAUUUUCCAGUUCAUUUUCCGGGUCAUCUUCAUCAGAAGCAUCUGCUGAAGAGACUCAGAUUAGACAGUCAAGUUCCGGCUUCUCGGGUGCAUCAGGAGGAUCGGGAGGUUCCAAGUUAUCUCUCACCCGUACAGUGUCAGUCAAGACUCCCCAAAGAACAUCUGGAGUUAUUUCCCACUUCACACCUAAGGACCAUCAGUAUGAGGCAACUGGAUCUGUAGUCAUCAACCAGGAUUCGGGAUCAAGGGCAUCCGCAGCAUCAUCAUCCUCUGCCGCUCGUGUCCAGAAAGUAGCUGUACCACUUCCUGCUCCCGCUCCUGCUCCUGCAAGGGCUGCCUCAUCCGGAGCUUCUGCCUCUAAGCUCGCUCUUACCCGCACUGUUUCUGUCAAAACUCCAGAACGACAAUCCAGUGUCAUCUCUCACUUCACACCUGCAGACCACCGCUAUGAAGCCACUGGAUCCGUUGUCAUCAAUCAGUCUUCUGGAUCAUCAAGAAAAACUUCCUCUGCUGCUCGUGUCCAGAAGGUAGCAGCACCCGCUCCUGCUCAAGUUGCUCCAGCACCUGCUCCUGCUGCUCCAGCUCCUGCUCCUGCAAGGGCUGCCUCAUCUGGAGCUUCUGCCUCUAAGCUCUCUCUCACCCGCACUGUUUCUGUCAAAACUCCAGAACGACAAUCCAGUGUCAUCUCUCACUUCACGCCUGCAGACCACCGUUAUGAAGCCACUGGAUCUGUUGUCAUCAAUCAGUCUUCUGGAUCAUCAAGAAAGACUUCCUCUGCUGCUCGUGUCCAGAAGGUAGCAGCACCCGCUCCUGCUCUACCAGCUCCUGCUCCUGCUCGUGCCCCUGCCCCUGCUCCCGUCCGCUCAGUCCCUGCUGUAGCUCCUUCCGACUCGAAGCUAUCUCUCCACCGCACCAUUUCGGUCAAAACUCCAGAAAGGAAAUCUAGCGUUAUUUCCCACUUCACGCCCGCCGAUCACCGUUACGAGGCCUCAGGAUCCGUCACCAUCAACAAGUCUUCCGUCGGAGCCACCCGCGCCAGAGUGGUUCCCAGCGCCCCUGCCGCGCCCGCCCCUGCACCAGCGGCCCCAGCACGGAAAGCCCCCGCUGCCUCGCCCAAACCAGCAGCCGCCUCUCUCACCCGCACCAUCUCCGUCAAAACCCCCGAGAGGAAGUCGAACGUGAUCUCCUUCUUCGUCCCCGCGGACCACAGCUACGACGCGACCGGCUCCGUCACCAUCACCAAAUCAUCCUAAUCACCCCAAUCUCUGUAAACACGAAGCGCCUUGCAAACGAAGCGAAACUCUUAACACGUGGUGGAUGAUGGGCUAAGCUUUAUCACUACAACAGAAAAAGAAAAAAAAUGAAAUACAAAAAAUUAAAGCUGUGUGAAUACUUUGAAUAGGGUGCGACUGUUCUUAACAGGGUAAUUUUUUAUACUUCUUACUUAACUAAGUAUUUAUAUAUAAUUUAUUACGCAAAUUAACUUUUCCUCAAUUCUACCUGAGACACCUUUGCCUAUAGUGCUACAAAGGCUGUAAAUUAUCUUCACAAUGAAAUGACAGUGGUGAAAGUAAGAGUUCAUAAAAAAAUAUAUAUAUAUUUAUUGAUAAAUGUCUGCGCCAACCAAUCGACGAUGAAAAAUAAAACAGACUCUGAUGAA
Molecule: messenger RNA, 4595 nt
Organism: Penaeus vannamei (Pacific white shrimp)
Lineage: Eukaryota; Metazoa; Arthropoda; Malacostraca; Decapoda; Penaeidae
Source: RefSeq, a predicted model, not a curated record